This is a messenger RNA of Dendronephthya gigantea, 3781 nucleotides long. RefSeq names its product endothelin-converting enzyme homolog. Gene Ontology annotation, biological process: protein processing. Gene Ontology annotation, molecular function: metalloendopeptidase activity. Gene Ontology annotation, cellular component: plasma membrane. The transcript is spliced from 19 exons. The record is from RefSeq and is a predicted model, not a curated record. NCBI's taxonomy places the organism in Eukaryota, Metazoa, Cnidaria, Anthozoa, Malacalcyonacea, Nephtheidae. The coding region runs from base 1246 to 3570 and encodes 774 amino acids.
GUGAAAAUUUAAGUUACCCAUGCAGGGUAAAGCUAACCGGCUUUUGAACAACCGGCCCCUGCAGAUAUUAGUAAUUAGAUAUGUCACACUAUAAUAUUCCUUUGUCUCUCGCGAGGACUACACCGUUAGCAAAAUUACAUAAUAACGGAAGACGCGGGAAGAACGUUUUAAUAACCGUCUCGCUUUUUUAAAAAAAAAUUUAAAGAUGUUAAUAGUAUUCAAAAAAUAAAGACAGCUGCAGCUAAAGACGACAAAUACGGCAUUACGCCUGCGUUACCAAAGCAACGUCCCGGAUAAAAAUUUCCCGGUGGGAUAACUUGUAAAGCGUCCUGCCCCUCAUAUAAACAGUCCGUUAUUAAAGCCUGUUUAUAUGGAUCGAGUUAUCCCUUUCCCUUGAUAUCAUUUGAGUAAUUUGUUAUGAAUGUUAAUAGCAGAUGCGAUGCGUUUUGGGGGAGAGAACUUUCACAUCAUUAAAAAAUGAUAUAUCGUUAGGACUCUAAACAAAACUAAGAACUUAUCUAUUUCCAGCAUUAUAGUCACGGAAAGAACUUUUUAAAGGGGGGAGGAGGGAUGGGAAAGCUUUUAAAAGCGUCUGAGAGCUCAUAACUCAACUCGCCUGCCUUAAAUAAUAUUCAUGGCUGCUUAAUACAAAGUACUAACAUCCGAUAACAACAUACGGCAAUUGCAUUUGCAUGCAACUCUUGAUUUCCUGUUAAUGGCUCAAUAAAAUACAUGCAUAUAGUUUAUUUCCUUCCUAUAGUAUUUUCAUAGCCCUGCAAAUUACGUCUUUUCCCGCCUUCAACAUGGCAGCCUUGCAAAGCCGAUUAUGCAUGGAGAUGCAUCUUAUCGUCUUUUCAUUCACCUUGUGUAUACUCCCUCAGAUUCCCAUGCAUUUAGUGCCAAACUCAUUGUAUAUAAAUGAGGCCUUAAUCACUUCUGAAUCAGUCAAUAAAUCAUAACUAAAAAAGCGUAAGUCAGAAUUGAUCGAAAGUUGCUUGGUUGAUGAAUUGUCAGGAAUGUUAUUUAAAAUUUGGCCUGGAAGCUGUAUUUUAAACUAGUGUCGCAAAAGUAAGAACCGUUUCGUAUCAUUCUUCAAUAACAGACAGCGUUGAAAGAAAGAGAUAUUGGCUGCUGUAUUCGUUGAGUGUUUUGCCAGGCCGUACACCAUAAAUACAAAGUCUGCUUCGCAUUCUGUUCCUACCUUUCCCACAACAAACGACGGCAAUAACAAUUUAACGGGGAAAAAUGACGAGCUAUGAAGUUAAAGAAAAGGUUAACGAAGGUUUUGAGCAAGAGGAACCCGGUGGGGAGUCAAAAUCCACUGUAAUUUCUGUGCCAGAAUCGGACAUCCAGGCGAAAGUGUCGAGAAAAAAUCCCUCGAAUACUAAUCUUUUGAUUGUCGCGGCAGUUUUUAUCUUCAUAUUGAUAGUUGGGAUCGUUGUCAUCAGCGUGUUUUAUGUGAGAGAAAUUGAAGACAAUGAGGACGAACAUGGGAAAGUUUACAAAUCGCCAACAACUGGAAAAUUGUUGGCUCCAUGCAUUGACGAGAAUUGCAUUCAGAACGCCGCAGCGAUAUUAGAAUACAUGAAUCGAUCCGCGGAUCCUUGUGAAGACUUUUAUACCUUCGCAUGCGGUAGUUGGCGAGCCAAGACCUUCAUACCAACGACUGAAACAUCAGUCAGUAUACUUUGGGAGUUGGGCAAACGCAACAGCGAAUUCAUGAGGAACCUCUUAGCGAACCCUGGAACAAAGCAAAAAUAUUCCUCGAACCGGGCAGUGAUGAAAGCAAUCGAUUACUACCAAACAUGCUUGUCUAAAGCAUCGGUCGAUGCACAAGGUGACGGAUAUUUAAAAGAAGUCGUUGCUAUGCUGGGAGGAUCAAAUCUAACGACACCGAAUUGGAAUUCCUCUGAAUACAAUGUUGAAAAGGCGAUGCUCACAGCUAUCACAAAAAUUGGCACCGCUCAACCGUUCUUCCAAGUCAAUGUUUUCGCCGAUUUUGUCAAUUCUUCAAAGAAAAGUUUUGCGAUUAUGCCGGGUGAUAUCGGGCUUUCCACAAUUUUUUACGUCAAGGAAAAUUCCAGUCAAGAUUUUUACGAGAAGACGCGUAAUUCCUACAAGCAAUAUAUGGUGGAUGUCAUGGUGUUGUUUGGAGCUGACCGAAAAGACGCUGAAAAACAAAUGGAGGAAGUAUAUGUUCUGGAGAAAGAGCUGGCUACGAUUUAUAGAAAUCAAGCUGGGCACCCGCAUUCGUCGACAAUCAGCAGACUCUCAAGUUACACUAAAUUCGAUUGGCAUUCGUUUCUAAAUGCAGUUGCAGCCCAGCAAAGUUAUAAUUUCUCAAAGGAUGAGACUAUUUUGGUUCAGACAAGAAGAAUCUUGAAAUACGUGGUGGCAUUGAUGAAUAGUACAGAUCCAGCAAUUGUGUCGAAUUACAUUGCGUGGACAACGAUCAGAAAUGUGAUACGAUAUUUACCAAACGAUUACGUCGAUGCACGUCUUGCUUACAAACGACGCAUUCGCGGCGAGUCGUACGAGGAUCUUGAACGAUGGCUAUUCUGUUAUCACACAACAAUGCAAGCAUUUCCGAUGGCCAUUGGUCUGAUGUUUGUAGAUGAAAAAUUGGACCCGGACGCUAAAGCAAGGGCUAAAGAAAUAUUUGAGGAAAUAAGAAGUGAAUUUUUGAGAGAACUUUCCGACCAAACUUGGAUGGACAACGUUACAAAAAGGCAUGCAAAAGAGAAAGCUGUGGCAUCAAGAAUUCUUGUAGGAUACCCGGAUCACAUUAAGGAUGAAGAAAAGUUAAAUGCAGAAUACGAAACCAUCCAAGUAAAUCGAAGCCAGUACCUUAAAACAGUGGUCUCCAUAAAAAGAAUUACCCUGAUGAAAAGAAUCGCCGAAUACAAGAUACCUGUAGAUAGGAAUGUGUUCUUUCACUCGCCUGCGGAUGUUAAUGCUUAUCACUACCGACAAGAAAACAAAAACGUUUUCCUCGCUGGAAUAUUAAACCCUCCUUUCUAUAGCGACAGAAGUCUCAGGGCAACAAAUUAUGGCGGAAUUGGCAUGAUUGCUGGUCACGAGUUGACUCAUGGCUUUGAUAGCAUUGGUCGUGGCUUUGAUAAGGAUGGUAACAUGCAUGACUGGUGGACAAGAAAUUCAACAAUAGAAUUCGCAAAGAAAACCAAGUGUUUCAAGGACCAAUAUAGCAAAUUUCAAAUGUUUGGAAAAAAUGUAAAUGGAGAGAUGACAAUCGAGGAAAAUACGGCAGAUAAUGGAGGUGUCAAAUUUGCUUACGAGGCGUACAAACGGUGGGUUGCGAGAAAUGGUGAAGAGCAAAGACUACCUGGCUUGGAUUACACACCACAUCAGCUGUUCUUUGUUUCAUAUGCACAGGCAUGGUGUUCAAAGUAUACACUACAAGGUGCUUUGGAGCAACUCGAUAGCAGACCAUGGCCGCCAAUGAAUUUUAGGGUGGAGGGUGCAAUUAUGAACUCUGAGGGAUUUGCAGAGGCAUUCCAGUGUCCACGAGGGUCACGCAUGAAUCCCGUGAAUAAGUGCAGCGUCUGGUAAUCUUAGCUACUUUUUACCGAACUUGUACAGCUCUUUAUUUAUAUAGCGACGAUUUCCACACUUUAUUUUAUAAUCAUUCUUAAGUCUUUUUUAAAUCUUAAUUUUUUAAUUUUUGUAAAUAUGCAGUUUUUCGUGAUCACAUGCACUAUAAAUUAUAAUGUACUAAUUUGUCUAUGGAAAACUGUAACUGAACAAUGUUCCAAGCUAAUAU